This is a messenger RNA of Ochotona curzoniae (black-lipped pika), 2319 nucleotides long. Its product is annotated as NUT family member 2G-like. The transcript has 8 exons. The record is from RefSeq and is a predicted model, not a curated record. Lineage: Eukaryota; Metazoa; Chordata; Mammalia; Lagomorpha; Ochotonidae. Bases 1 to 2319 code for a protein of 772 amino acids.
AUGAGCGAAGAGAUUCAUGAUGGUAAUCUUCACAAUGAUUGCGUGCAGAACUGUGAGCAGAAGGAGCAGACACUGUUGAAUGUGGAGUUGAACAUGUUGGAGCCAACUCAGGGCCCAGCAACCCAGGCCCCCAGCGGGCCACGCCCACCGCCCAUCCUGAAUGCAGCAUGCCCUCCAGGCAGCCGCCUUGUGCUGCCUGCUGUCCUCCCCACCAUGCCUGUGGUGACAGCAGGUACUGCUGCCUGUGGCCCAAACCAGACUGGCAACCUCAACAUCCUCCUCCAGUUGAGCACUCAAGGGCAAGUGGUGGAGCCUCCACGCUCUCAGACCUUGGUCUUUCAUCAAGCCCCUCUCAACUGGAGUGUCCAGGGGGCCCUCUGCGCACAGGCAAAGAAGCCUGCUCCCCUCUUGCUGCCCAAGUCUUCCCUGCAGCCAGUAGCGCCUGCACCAACCAUAAUCAGGGCUCAGGGCACCCAGCAGGGCUGCACACAGGGAGCAGCUCCACCACCUCCAGCUCCACCACCGGCUGUCCAGAUGGCUCCCACGCUGUGCCCCGCAGACAACGGGCCUCCACAACAGGGAGCAAGCACAGAGGGCUCCUUGCCUACUUCCAAGGACAAAGCUCCAUCGGGGGAUUCCAGCGUCUACAACAACUUCCGGCGCUGGCAGCAUUUCAAGACCCUGGCCCGCAGGCACCUCCCGCAGAGCCCUGAUGCCGAAGCUCUAGCCUGCUUCCUCAUCCCGGUGCUGCGCACGCUGGCCCAGAGGAAGCCCAGCAUGCCACUGGAUGAUGGCAUGCGGAUUGCCAUGCGGGAAUGGCAGCACAAGAGCAACUUUGACCGCAUGAUCUACUAUGAAAUGGCAGAAAAGUUCACGGAGUUUGAGGCAGAGGAGGAGAUACAAAUUCAAAACCUGGGGUGGAAGAAAGAGAACCUGUGCCAGCCCCUGCCAACACCACAGCAGCUGGCUCCUCCUGGGCCCCCAAGCCCUGUGGCCCUCCAGCAACCAGCCCACUCCAGGUGCCGUCGGCAGCUUGUGCUGGACCAGCCCCACCAGCUCACAUGCCCAACAACCGCCCUCUGCAACGUGGCUGAUGCGGAGCUCGAGCCCCUGAACCUCACUCGCCUCUUUCCUCCCAUAGAGCAUGCCCGCGAGAAGAACAGCUCCAAAGCUCUGCCCAACAAACCCUUGCCACAAAGACACCAGGCCUCUCGGGAAAGGACACCCAAGGAGAUCCCUCCAGAGGCCGUGAGCGAGUACAUGGACAUCAUGGAUGCACUGCUGGAGCUGGGGCCCUCCGCCUCGGGCCAGCCCAGUGAACAGCCAGAAGAGGACGGCAUGCUGCAGCCCCAGCAGGAGGGACUGGGCCCCGACCCAGAGCUCCUGAGUUACCUUGACCAGCUGUGCUCCCAAGAUGACUUUGUCACCAAGGUGGAGACCAUCAUCCAUCCACGAUUCCUGGAAGAGCUCCUUUCACCAAAUCCACAGCUGGAUCUCGUGGCCCUAGCCGAAGAGCUGGACAAGGACAAGGAGGAAGGGCUGAACCCUGACCAGGUGGUGGACAAGAACCUCUGGCCCUUGAAGACGGAUGGCACCAUGCGGGAAAAACCCAGGCCUGCGACACCCCUACUGGAAGCCAGUACUUCGGAUUCCAGAGCCCUGCAAGGCACACAGAGAGAUGACCGUGCUCCCAGCCCUGGGCUCAGUGCGGAGACCUCCGCCCAAAGCAUGUCUUGCUGGAAGCCUGAGAGAUGCGUGGUCCCAGACACCCGCCUGUCCAUGCACAAAGACAAUGCUGGCUUCUCUGGGGACAAGACAUGUCCUUUACUGGGGGACAUUAGGCCCACUUCUCCCAGAGCCCCUUCCACACAGGUGCCCAAGGCAGCCAGGGCUUCACAAGGACAAUGCUCUGUGGAGGAGCCACCACCAGUCGUGGAUCUGACUGGUGAGGACGACGAGGAACUGCCCAGCCUGGCCUUCUUCCUUGAUUCACAGCACCAUCUGCUGCCCUUGAGACUUGCCCAGAGCCAGGUCUCUGCUGAGGACCUGCCUUGUCCUGCACCUGGGAAACCAGGCAGAGCACACAAGCCCACCUCCAAUCUUGGAAGGGCCUUCACUGGUCCUCCACCACCUGCUACCAAUAGCAAGAAGCAGGCUCUUCUAGCGGACCCAGGCCCUAGACUAAACAAGCCUUGCCCGAGGGCUGGCUCCAAGGCCUCUGCAGAACAGGCCCCAGCUCUGGAGUCUGUGCCACACUGCCAGGCUCACAAGAGGAAGGCUGACUCCUGGGGCGAUAUAAACAAAAAGAUGCGAUACUGA